This is a messenger RNA of Rattus norvegicus (Norway rat), 9587 nucleotides long. The record is from RefSeq and is a predicted model, not a curated record. Lineage: Eukaryota; Metazoa; Chordata; Mammalia; Rodentia; Muridae.
AGCUGGGGACCGAACCCAGGGCCUUGCGCUUCCUAGGUAAGCGCUCUACCACUGAGCUAAAUCCCCAGCCCCGCCAGGUGGCACUCUUAAGUGCACCACACAUGUACGUCAGGCCCCACUGGUCCAUUUCUGUCUGGGCCAUCUGCUAAGAUCCACAUAGCUUGGUGCAUAACCCCCAAGCCUUCUUUCUGCUGUCAAGAGUGCCUUCCCUUGGUGUCUUCUUCGUGCCAGGCCUCCCCUAAUCCCUGACUGACUAAUACCUCUUGAGUCUCCGUAUGUCAGGGGAGCACCUUGACAUGGGCAGUCCCUGGGGUUUCCCCUGUCUCUGGGGAUGAUAAUUGGAUAACAGGGCCUUAAGGGCCUUAGGGGCCUCAUGUCAUUCAUUAUUUCCUCCACAGUGUUCCUUCCACUGUGCCUGAUGUCUCUGCAGGGGUUGGGCCGGCAGGCACAGCCCUAUUCCUUUCUGUUGCCGCUCACUCUAACAUGGUAACUCAGAUUUGAAGCAGCAUAGAGCUGCCACCAAUCCACAUCAGGCAGGGUGGGGUGGGUCAACAUACCAGGCAGUUGAGAGGAAGGAGGAGUGGGCUCAGGAAAUAGGAAUAGACUUGGUUGCACAGGGGAGGGGGUGUGUGUGACCUCAGGCCACUCCCCUUGCAACCCCGGGGCCACCUUACCCCCUGAAAAAGGGAAGUUCCCUUCUGCCCCAAGCUCGCAGAGCUAGCCUCAAGACUCUGCGUGCAGACACUGGCUUAUGCAUUUCCUGAAAGUCAUUGGACAAGCUUGGAAGAAACAGACAGCCGCCUACACACUCCCUGGCCAGUUAGGCUCUCCGGAGGGCUGGGACAGGAUCUUCAUGCUCUGUAGGGCCCCAGAGCUGUGGGCUCAGAUCUGUCUUGGGGGCCACAUAAGACCUCAGGUGUUAGAACCUGUGCUGAGAGGCUAGAGUGGGUCUGUCAUGCAGACUGCGAGAAAGCAGCCAAGUUCAAGGAGCUUGUGCAUGGAGCUGCCAGCCAUCCACCUUAGGCAAGGCUUUGCUGGACAGAACUGUGAAGAAAAUGUGGAUGACUGCCCAGGAAACAACUGCAAGAACGGGGGUGCCUGUGUGGACGGUGUGAAUACCUACAAUUGCCGCUGCCCACCGGAGUGGACAGGUCAGUACUGCACAGAGGAUGUGGACGAGUGUCAGCUCAUGCCCAACGCCUGCCAGAAUGGCGGAACCUGCCACAACUCCCACGGUGGCUACAACUGCGUGUGUGUCAAUGGCUGGACUGGUGAGGACUGCAGUGAGAACAUUGAUGACUGUGCCAGUGCCGCCUGUUUUCAGGGUGCCACCUGCCAUGACCGUGUGGCUUCCUUCUACUGCGAGUGUCCACAUGGGCGCACAGGCCUGCUGUGCCACCUGAACGAUGCGUGUAUCAGCAACCCCUGCAACGAGGGCUCCAACUGCGACACCAACCCUGUCAACGGCAAGGCCAUCUGCACUUGCCCCUCGGGGUACACGGGGCCAGCCUGCAGCCAGGACGUGGAUGAGUGCGCUCUAGGUGCCAACCCGUGUGAGCACGCGGGCAAGUGCCUCAACACACUGGGCUCUUUCGAGUGUCAGUGUCUACAGGGCUACACUGGGCCCCGCUGUGAGAUUGAUGUCAACGAGUGCAUCUCCAACCCAUGUCAGAAUGAUGCCACGUGCCUGGACCAGAUUGGGGAGUUUCAGUGUAUAUGUAUGCCAGGUUAUGAGGGUGUAUACUGUGAGAUCAACACGGACGAGUGUGCCAGCAGCCCCUGUCUACACAAUGGCCGCUGCGUGGACAAGAUCAACGAGUUCCUGUGUCAGUGUCCCAAAGGCUUCAGCGGGCACCUGUGCCAGUAUGACGUGGAUGAGUGCGCCAGCACACCAUGCAAGAACGGCGCCAAGUGCCUGGAUGGGCCCAACACCUACACCUGCGUGUGCACAGAAGGUUACACGGGGACCCACUGCGAGGUGGACAUUGACGAGUGUGACCCUGACCCCUGUCACUAUGGUUUGUGCAAGGAUGGUGUGGCCACCUUUACCUGCCUCUGCCAGCCAGGCUACACAGGCCAUCACUGUGAGACCAACAUUAAUGAGUGUCACAGCCAGCCGUGCCGCCAUGGCGGCACCUGCCAGGACCGUGACAACUACUACCUCUGCUUAUGCCUCAAGGGGACCACAGGACCCAACUGUGAGAUCAAUCUGGAUGACUGUGCGAGCAACCCCUGUGACUCUGGCACGUGUCUGGACAAGAUCGAUGGCUACGAGUGUGCGUGCGAGCCAGGCUACACAGGGAGCAUGUGUAAUGUCAACAUUGACGAAUGUGCGGGCAGCCCCUGCCACAACGGGGGCACCUGUGAGGAUGGCAUCGCCGGCUUCACUUGCCGCUGCCCCGAGGGCUACCACGACCCUACGUGCCUGUCUGAGGUCAACGAGUGCAACAGUAACCCCUGCAUCCAUGGAGCUUGCCGGGAUGGCCUCAAUGGAUACAAAUGUGACUGUGCCCCUGGGUGGAGUGGGACAAACUGUGACAUCAACAACAAUGAGUGUGAGUCCAACCCUUGUGUCAACGGUGGCACCUGCAAAGACAUGACCAGUGGCUACGUAUGCACCUGCCGAGAAGGCUUCAGUGGCCCUAACUGCCAGACCAACAUUAACGAAUGUGCUUCCAACCCCUGCCUGAACCAGGGCACCUGCAUUGAUGAUGUCGCUGGGUACAAAUGCAACUGCCCUCUGCCCUAUACAGGAGCCACAUGUGAGGUGGUGUUGGCCCCAUGUGCCACCAGCCCCUGCAAAAACAGUGGGGUAUGCAAGGAGUCUGAGGACUAUGAGAGCUUUUCCUGUGUCUGUCCCACAGGCUGGCAAGGUCAAACCUGCGAGAUCGACAUCAAUGAGUGUGUGAAAAGCCCGUGUCGCCAUGGUGCCUCUUGCCAGAACACCAAUGGCAGCUACCGCUGCCUCUGCCAGGCUGGCUACACGGGUCGCAACUGCGAGAGUGACAUCGAUGACUGCCGACCCAACCCAUGUCACAACGGGGGUUCCUGCACUGACGGGGUCAACGCGGCCUUCUGCGACUGCCUGCCCGGCUUCCAGGGUGCCUUCUGUGAGGAGGACAUCAACGAAUGCGCCAGCAAUCCAUGCCAAAAUGGCGCCAACUGCACUGACUGCGUGGACAGCUACACGUGCACCUGCCCCACGGGCUUCAAUGGCAUCCAUUGCGAGAACAACACACCUGACUGUACCGAGAGCUCCUGUUUCAAUGGUGGCACCUGUGUGGAUGGUAUCAACUCCUUCACCUGUCUGUGCCCACCUGGCUUCACGGGCAGCUACUGCCAGUAUGACGUCAAUGAGUGUGACUCACGGCCCUGUCUGCAUGGUGGCACCUGCCAAGACAGCUAUGGUACCUAUAAGUGUACCUGCCCACAGGGCUACACUGGUCUCAACUGCCAGAACCUUGUGCGCUGGUGUGACUCAGCUCCCUGCAAGAAUGGCGGCAAGUGCUGGCAGACCAACACACAGUACCACUGCGAGUGCCGCAGCGGCUGGACUGGCUUCAACUGCGACGUGCUCAGUGUGUCCUGCGAGGUGGCUGCACAGAAGCGAGGCAUCGAUGUCACUCUCCUAUGCCAGCACGGAGGGCUCUGUGUGGAUGAGGAAGACAAGCAUUACUGCCACUGCCAGGCAGGAUACACGGGCAGCUACUGUGAGGACGAGGUGGACGAGUGCUCACCUAAUCCCUGCCAGAACGGAGCCACCUGCACUGACUAUCUCGGUGGCUUUUCCUGCAAGUGUGUGGCUGGGUACCAUGGCUCUAACUGCUCUGAGGAGAUCAACGAGUGCCUAUCCCAACCCUGCCAGAAUGGGGGUACCUGCAUUGAUCUGACCAACACCUACAAGUGCUCCUGCCCCAGGGGCACACAGGGUGUACACUGUGAGAUCAACGUCGAUGACUGCCAUCCUCCCCUAGACCCUGCUUCCCGAAGCCCCAAAUGCUUCAAUAAUGGCACCUGCGUGGACCAGGUGGGUGGCUAUACCUGCACCUGCCCGCCAGGCUUCGUCGGGGAGCGGUGCGAGGGCGAUGUCAAUGAGUGUCUCUCCAACCCCUGUGACCCACGUGGCACCCAGAACUGCGUGCAGCGUGUUAAUGACUUCCACUGCGAGUGCCGGGCUGGCCACACUGGACGCCGCUGUGAGUCGGUCAUUAAUGGCUGCAGGGGCAAACCAUGCAGGAAUGGAGGUGUCUGUGCUGUGGCCUCCAACACCGCCCGUGGAUUCAUCUGUAGGUGCCCUGCGGGCUUCGAGGGUGCCACUUGUGAAAAUGACGCCCGCACUUGUGGCAGUUUGCGCUGCCUCAACGGUGGUACGUGCAUCUCAGGCCCACGCAGUCCCACCUGCCUAUGCCUGGGCUCCUUCACUGGCCCUGAAUGCCAGUUCCCAGCCAGCAGCCCCUGUGUGGGUAGCAACCCCUGCUACAAUCAGGGCACCUGUGAGCCCACAUCCGAGAGCCCUUUCUACCGCUGUCUAUGCCCUGCCAAAUUCAACGGGCUGCUGUGCCACAUCCUGGACUACAGCUUCACAGGUGGCGCCGGGCGCGACAUUCCCCCGCCACAGAUUGAGGAGGCCUGCGAACUGCCUGAGUGCCAGGAGGAUGCAGGCAAUAAGGUCUGCAACCUUCAGUGUAAUAAUCACGCGUGUGGCUGGGACGGCGGCGACUGCUCCCUCAACUUCAAUGACCCUUGGAAGAACUGCACUCAGUCCCUGCAGUGCUGGAAGUAUUUUAGUGACGGCCACUGUGACAGCCAGUGCAACUCAGCUGGCUGCCUUUUUGAUGGCUUCGACUGCCAGCUCACCGAGGGACAGUGCAACCCCCUGUAUGACCAGUACUGCAAGGACCACUUCAGUGAUGGCCACUGCGACCAGGGCUGCAACAGUGCCGAGUGUGAGUGGGAUGGACUGGACUGUGCAGAGCAUGUCCCCGAGCGACUGGCAGCCGGCACACUGGUGCUGGUGGUGCUGCUUCCGCCCGAUCAGCUACGCAACAACUCCUUCCACUUCCUGCGGGAGCUCAGCCACGUGCUGCACACCAACGUGGUCUUCAAGCGUGACGCGCAGGGCCAGCAGAUGAUCUUCCCCUACUAUGGCCGCGAGGAAGAGCUACGCAAGCACCCGAUCAAGCGUUCUGCAGUGGGCUGGGCCACAACGUCACUGCUUCCUGGCACCAAUGGUGGGCGCCAGCGCAGGGAGCUGGACCCCAUGGACAUCCAUGGCUCCAUCGUCUACCUGGAGAUCGACAACCGGCAGUGUGUACAGUCAUCCUCGCAAUGCUUCCAGAGCGCCACCGAUGUGGCUGCCUUCCUAGGUGCUCUUGCCUCCCUCGGCAGCCUCAAUAUCCCCUACAAGAUCGAAGCCGUAAAGAGUGAGACGGUGGAGCCUCCGCUGCCCUCACAGCUGCACCUCAUGUACGUGGCGGCAGCUGCCUUCGUGCUCCUGUUCUUUGUGGGCUGUGGGGUGCUGCUGUCCCGCAAGCGCAGGCGGCAGCAUGGCCAGCUCUGGUUCCCUGAGGGUUUCAAAGUGUCAGAGGCCAGCAAGAAGAAGCGGAGAGAACCCCUCGGCGAGGACUCAGUCGGCCUCAAGCCCCUGAAGAACGCCUCAGAUGGUGCCCUGAUGGACGACAAUCAGAACGAGUGGGGGGACGAAGACCUGGAGACCAAGAAGUUCCGGUUUGAGGAACCAGUGGUUCUCCCUGACCUGGAUGAUCAGACUGACCACCGGCAGUGGACCCAGCAGCACCUGGAUGCCGCUGACCUACGUGUGUCUGCCAUGGCCCCAACGCCGCCUCAGGGGGAGGUAGAUGCUGACUGCAUGGACGUCAAUGUUCGAGGACCAGAUGGCUUCACUCCCCUAAUGAUUGCCUCCUGCAGCGGAGGGGGCCUGGAGACAGGCAACAGUGAGGAAGAAGAAGAUGCACCUGCUGUCAUCUCCGACUUCAUCUAUCAGGGUGCCAGCUUGCACAACCAGACGGACCGCACAGGGGAGACUGCCCUGCACCUGGCUGCCCGAUACUCUCGUUCAGAUGCUGCCAAGCGCUUGCUGGAGGCCAGCGCAGAUGCCAACAUCCAAGACAACAUGGGGCGUACCCCAUUACAUGCCGCUGUUUCUGCAGACGCUCAGGGUGUCUUCCAGAUCCUGCUCCGGAACAGAGCCACAGAUCUGGAUGCCCGAAUGCAUGAUGGCACAACCCCUCUGAUCCUGGCGGCACGCCUGGCCGUGGAAGGCAUGCUAGAGGACCUCAUCAACUCUCACGCUGAUGUCAAUGCUGUGGAUGACCUAGGCAAGUCAGCUCUGCACUGGGCAGCCGCUGUGAACAAUGUGGACGCUGCUGUUGUGCUCCUGAAGAACGGAGCCAACAAAGACAUGCAGAACAACAAGGAGGAGACUCCCCUGUUCCUGGCCGCCCGUGAGGGCAGCUAUGAGACUGCCAAAGUGUUGCUGGACCACUUUGCCAACCGGGACAUCACGGAUCACAUGGACCGAUUGCCACGGGACAUUGCACAGGAGCGCAUGCACCACGAUAUCGUGCGGCUUUUGGAUGAAUACAACCUGGUGCGCAGCCCACAGCUGCAUGGCACUGCCUUGGGUGGCACACCCACUCUGUCUCCCACACUCUGCUCGCCCAACGGCUACCUGGGCAACCUCAAGUCUGCCACACAGGGCAAGAAGGCCCGAAAGCCCAGCACCAAAGGGCUGGCUUGCAGUAGCAAGGAAGCUAAGGACCUCAAGGCCCGGAGGAAGAAGUCCCAGGAUGGCAAGGGCUGCCUGUUGGACAGCUCAAGCAUGCUGUCACCCGUGGACUCCCUCGAGUCACCCCAUGGCUACUUGUCAGAUGUGGCCUCACCACCCCUCCUUCCCUCCCCGUUCCAGCAGUCUCCAUCCAUGCCUCUCAGCCACCUGCCAGGUAUGCCUGACACCCACCUGGGCAUCAGCCACUUGAAUGUGGCAGCCAAGCCCGAGAUGGCAGCUCUGGCCGGAGGCAGCCGGUUGGCCUUUGAGCCACCCCCACCACGCCUCUCCCACCUGCCUGUAGCCUCCAGUGCCAGCACAGUGCUGAGUACCAAUGGCACAGGGGCUAUGAAUUUCACCGUGGGUGCACCGGCAAGCUUGAAUGGCCAGUGUGAGUGGCUUCCCCGGCUCCAGAAUGGCAUGGUGCCCAGCCAGUACAACCCGCUAAGGCCAGGUGUGACUCCGGGCACACUAAGCACACAGGCAGCUGGCCUCCAGCAUGGCAUGAUGGGCCCGAUACACAGCAGCCUCUCCACCAAUACCUUGUCCCCGAUUAUCUACCAGGGCCUGCCCAACACAAGGCUGGCCACACAGCCCCACCUGGUGCAGACCCAGCAGGUGCAGCCACAGAACUUACAAAUCCAGCCUCAGAACCUGCAGCCACCAUCGCAGCCACACCUCAGUGUGAGCUCAGCAGCCAAUGGGCACCUGGGUCGGAGCUUCCUGAGCGGGGAGCCCAGCCAGGCAGACGUACAGCCGCUGGGCCCCAGCAGUCUGCCUGUGCACACCAUUCUGCCCCAGGAAAGCCAGGCUCUGCCGACAUCACUGCCAUCCUCCAUGGUCCCACCCAUGACCACUACCCAGUUCCUGACCCCUCCUUCUCAGCACAGCUACUCAUCCUCACCUGUGGACAACACCCCCAGCCACCAGCUGCAGGUGCCAGAGCACCCCUUCCUCACCCCAUCCCCUGAGUCCCCUGACCAGUGGUCCAGCUCCUCCCCGCAUUCCAACAUCUCUGAUUGGUCCGAGGGCAUCUCUAGCCCGCCCACGAGCAUGCCGUCCCAGAUCACCCACAUUCCAGAGGCAUUUAAGUAAACAGAGAUGUGGGAUGAAGGACCCCAGCUUCCGUUCCCAAGCUCUGUUGGGAGUCCUUUCCAGUGCUCCAGGAUGCUGGGGCGACCAAAGGAGCCUUUUAAAAAAAAAUGUUUUUAUACAAAAUAAGAGGACAAGAAUUUCCAUUUUUUUUUUUAGUAUUUAUUUAUGUACUUUUAUUUUCCACAGAAACACUGCCUUUUUAUUUAUAUGUAUUGUUUUCUAUGGCACUAGGGGAAAACAUCUGUUCCAAGAAAAUAAACUAGUUCUGAGAGCCUCGAUUUUCCUGGUCAGGGUGAAGUUCCCUGUGUGUUUGUAAAAUACGAACAAGGAUUCAUGAUUUGUAAAUGCCGUUUAUUUAUUGAUUGCUUCUUUCCAAAAUCGUCGAGAAAGAAAGAAAGAAAAAGAAAGAAAGAAAGAAAGAAAGGAAAGAAAGAAAGAAAGGCAUGCUAGGAGAAAGGAGGAGGAGGCUGGAAACUUCCUCGCCAGAUUUCCCCCUCCCCAGAUGCCUGCUACCCCACUCACUGCCCCUCCUCCCAGUGUCACCUGGGAUUUGCAGAUGUGUUUAGAAACAGGCCAAGACCUUGAACCUCGGGUACAUGGAUUAGUUUUGUAUCUAAAACAGGAAACAAGUAAAAUGAUGUGGUUUGUACAUUUUCUGUAACCACCGCAUGGGCUUGGAGAAGUGUCCUCGGUGUGUGUGGAGUGUUCUACCCAGUACCAGGUAUGAAUCUGCAGGCUUCAGUGUUCUGUACUAGUGUUUAUGGCCCUUGGGAGUACUACUCCCCUGCCCUGCCCUGCCCUGCCCUGCCCUGCCCUGCCCAACUGUCCCCUUCCUGACAUCUUGAGCCAGUAAGCCAAGUGGGGUGUGGUGCCUCCUGGAGAAUGACACUGCCUGGACUGUUCCGUGCGUCACCCCUGAACAGCAUCAUCCAAAUUCAACUGAGGAUGGACUGUCCCUGCCUGGGCCUGGGCUCCUGACAUCCGACUGCCAAAGGGCUCCAAUGUGCACUGUGAACUCACCAGAGCAGCCUACAUUGAGACCUCAAGAAGAUAUAAGCUGUGUGGCCUCUGAUCCCCCAACUGGCCUGGGUGGGGACGUGCCUUGAGUGUGCUGGAAUGUGGGCGGAGCCUGCCUCUGGGCCACCCCUCCUGGUUCAGGGCGGUGCUCACAGCAGAUUUUUGCAGUAUCAAGUAUACGCCUGUGGCAGAAUAAGUAUCUGUAAAUACAUGUUUAAAGGUGGAUUUUGUUUAAGAAAUCUAAAGGAACAAGUCUGUCCCGUGUCAAGCUGAUGAGGAAUGUCAGACCAUGGCUCAGCUCGGUGUGACCCAGGCCUUGUGACCUGACAGUAGCUCCUAAGAGCACAACCCAGGAUGGCCCAUCUGCUGUCCACCAAGCCCUUUCCCAGCCACUGUGUGCGGGGAGGGGGGCUUUCGGGGGCAGCUGCCUACCUCCUCAGGGCAGCUCCUCCUGGCCUUUUGGGAAGCAGUGUCUGCGCUAUACCUAAUAGAUAUGACCAGACACAUCCUAAGAUGUUGAUUCUUACUGUGUUUUAUUAAAAAAAAAUGUAGUUUACAGAAAAAAGAAACUUAAAAAAAAGUUAUCUACAUGUAAAACUGUAGGUAAUAAAAGUGAUGUAUUUUUUCAUCUUUUUUGUUAACUAAUUUGCAAUAAAAAUGAAGCUGAUGGUCUUCCAUGUUUUGCUAA